Messenger RNA from Penicillium maclennaniae, 954 nucleotides. RefSeq lists its product as uncharacterized. Lineage: Eukaryota; Fungi; Ascomycota; Eurotiomycetes; Eurotiales; Aspergillaceae. The record is from RefSeq and is a predicted model, not a curated record. Bases 1 to 954 code for a protein of 317 amino acids. The transcript has 2 exons.
AUGUUUGAAAACUCUUCCGCGUUACAGUUAUGUCCUCUCUCUUUUCUGACCGUUGAAAGUGCUCCCCGACUCGGCACUAUGUCGUACCCAGACUCCGCUAUCGUUGGACCCUCAUCGCUAAUGGCGAAUCUCCCUCAUGGAUAUAAAGACACCUCGAAUAUCCUGAAGGCGCUCCAAGAUAACAAAGAAAAUGGGAACCAGUACCUUGUUCUGCUCGGACUCUCCAAGCGUGACAUCGAAAGACUUGAUGAUCGCGGCUUAUCCGGCUUAGACUAUCGCUUUCAAUUAGAGGGAACUGUUGGACUCAUCAAAGUGGUCCUAUCGCAUGCAUACGACGCCACUACCGAUCUCGUCACCCGGACUAUCGAUAUAUACUUAAUCGCGAUGGGAAUCCCCUUAGUCGAUAGACAAUGGGCUAUGUCAACAACCUACAAACCUACCGCUAGCAAGGGCAAGCAGGCUGACCAAUAUUUCACCCCGCCGUGCCGCAGUGCCUCCCCUGGACAACCUAUCGGCUGGCCAACAUUCGUGAUUGAAACGGGUGUUUCGGAGUCUUUGCCGCGGCUCCGCGAAGAUGCCAAAUGGUGGUUUAAUAACUCCGGCGGAGAAGUUCGGAUAGUGUUAGUUAUUGGCAUUCGGCGAACCAAAGUCGAGUUUGAGCUUUGGGAAUUAGCCCCGCCAAAUUCACCCCGCCCUCUCACGCGAGGCUACAUCGACUCCCUACGCCAGCGAUAUCUACCGCCUCUUGUUCAGCAGACUGCAGGUUCCCAACAGAUGUACUCUCACCAUAAGGUCGAGGUCACCUCAAGUGGCGUUGUAGGUGCCCCUCGAGUUGACAACGCCCCUAUGGUGCUUCCAUUCGAGGCUCUCUAUAAUCGGCCACCAGGAGUCAUGGAGGGUGAUUUGGUUCUUGGUGAUCAAAACUUUAAAGACUUUGUGGGAACCUUUCUGUGA